Messenger RNA from Drosophila willistoni, 2689 nucleotides. RefSeq names its product spondin-1. Lineage: Eukaryota; Metazoa; Arthropoda; Insecta; Diptera; Drosophilidae. The record is from RefSeq and is a predicted model, not a curated record. Bases 41 to 2626 code for a protein of 861 amino acids. Gene Ontology annotation, biological process: cell adhesion. Gene Ontology annotation, cellular component: extracellular matrix. The transcript has 5 exons.
AACGUUGCUUUAGUCUGAAACGUUACUCAUUCUGGAGAAGAUGUGGCUGCGCUUGUUACUACUCGGAUUGAUGUUGGUCGGAGUUCAGGCUUUGAUCUGUACGCGUCGUCCGGCUAAUACGGUCACGCACAAGUCCCCCGUCGAUGAGAAUUUUGUGAUAAGCAUAACAGACAAUCCGGAAACAUAUAUACUUGGUCAGGAAUACAACGUCUCCCUCAAUGCCUUCAAUGGACAUCGUUAUAUCAGCUAUAUAUUGGCUCUGGAGAAUGAAAACGGCGACUUCAAUUAUAACGAUGACUUGGGACACUUUGAGCUGAACGAUCGGAUCGAGACGCGGUUUAGUCCAAAUUGCAUUAACAUGGUGGAGAACACCAAUACCAAUCCCAAGACGCACAUGCAUUUGACUUGGGUGGCACCUAGUCGAGCAGGCAGUGGUUGUAUACUUAUACGGGCCACUGUGCUGCAACAUCGUGAGGUCUGGCAUAUGGAUGAUGGUGGAUUGACAAGGCGCAUAUGCGAAGAAGUGACCGACGAUGUGGAAAGUCAACCGACUCCAGUAUCUCCAGCUAUAGAUGUGCCAUGCUGUGCCUGCGAUGAGGCACGCUACGAGCUUAUUUUCGAAGGUGUCUGGUCACGUAAUUUGCAUCCCAAGGAUUUUCCUGCUCGGGCCUGGGAAACACGCUUUUGUGAACUAGUAGGCGCUGCCCAUAGCUCAGACUAUCGGUUCUGGGAGCCUGGAUCGCUGGCCAGUGAAGGACUUAAACAAUAUGCUCAGUAUUGUAACUCACGCCUUUUGGAACGAGAGUUUAGCAUGAACUUUCGGGAUCAAAAAAUACGCACGAUUAUUAAAGCUCGUGGUCCUGCCUAUCCAAAUUUAAAUGGAAAAACUAUGGCCUCUAUACGUGUGGAUCCAGUGCAUCAUAUGGUUUCUUUUGCCUCCAAAAUUGAACCGUCACCCGAUUGGAUUGUCGGCAUCAGCGGCGUGGAGCUUUGUUUACGGAACUGCACUUGGUUAGAGGAGAAGGUUAUUAAAUUGUAUCCCUGGGAUGUGGGCACCGAUGCAGGACCCUCCUACAGAUCCUCUGAUCAACCACAAGUGCCACCAGACGUCAUCAGGCGUAUGCGCUCGGAUUUUCCCAAUGACCCUCGGUCCCCGUUUUAUGACAAAGAUGGAUCCCCCAUGAAACCGAUGGCCGUGUUGACGGUGCGAAGACAACGUCUUUACGAACGACGCUGUGCGGAUGAAGAUUCAAAUAACGAUGCUGAGGUACCUCGGGAAUGCCUGACCCAUCCGUGGUCUAGUUUUAGUGACUGUUCCUCCAAAUGUGGCCCCGGCAUGCAGUAUAGAAGACGCGUCUACAAGCAGCCAGAGCUGGCCAAAGUAUACAAUUGCAAUGUUCCCCAAUAUGAGGAGCGUGAAUGUCAAGGAGAAAUCUGUGGCCAAAAUCAUAUUAUGCCUUUUGAGGAAGAGACAGGCUUUGAUGAUCUUGCAAUGGGAGGGCCAGGUCGUCAGCAGCAGCAACAGCAACAACACCAGCAGCACAGUCGAGCAGAGUGCCAGUUGGGUCCAUGGAGUGGCUGGAGUUCCUGCAGUGUCACCUGUGGCGAGGGAUAUCAGAUUCGACAACGUCAAUACAUAAAUCCGGGAGUAGAGCUAAAAUGCCAAAGUGUUUAUCCUUUGGAGUUGAAAGAGAUGAGAAAAUGUGCGGGCCAAGCGUGCUUGGGUAACUUACGCGGAACCCAAUAUGGCAGUGGAGCCUUUGAUGAUCAAUACGGAGCGGCCGGAGGAGGUGGCACGUACGAUUCCCAGCCAGAAGCAGAGCAAGAACAGCAAACAUACGAUGGCAACAAUUUAUUUGAGGACAAACAAUCUGGGUAUGGUGGCAAUUUGGAAGUUGGCGACCUAAAGGGUUCCGACUAUAAUUGGGAUCAAAAUUCAAAUACUAAUACCCAAUGGAGUCAGCCAGGACGACAGUCACAGAGACAGCCAGGACAGUCACAGAGACAGCCAGGACAGUCACAGAGACAGCCAGGACAGUCACAGAGACAGCCAGGUCAAUCACAGAGUCAGCCAGGACAAUCACAGAGUCAGCCAGAUUGGCAGUAUCCGAUGCCGCCCAGCAGACAACAAUCCCCACCACGUUUGGAGGAUAUGCAACGUUCCUCCUGGCAACAAGGCCCAGUUCCAAACACACCAUUUGAGCCCAAACAAAAUGUUUGGAACAACAAUGGUAACAGCUUCAACAUCGGCUUAGAAGAAUCCUUGGGUACAUUAGAUCCCGAUAUUCCAGCUUCUAGUCACUGCUUUCAAAUGCUGAACACUGUCCAACCUCGCUGCCCAGAUCAAACCAUAACAGGACACUACUGGUUCUACAAUUUCUGUGCUGACGAGUGCAUGAUCUAUGCAGCGGAUUUGUGUGAUCGUAAUAUGAAUAAGUUCACACGGUUUGAGGAGUGCGAGAAGUGUCGAGUACCGCAGAAUGCUGCACUCUUGCAACAACACAAAAAUUCGAUGCAAUGUCAAGUAAUAUUGACCGCCCUAAGAGCGGGGGAAACAUCGCGUGACGAACAGAGAAAUGUCUACAAUUAUAACCAACCUUUCAAUAGUCGUAAUUAUGGAAAGUAAUGCCUAAGCUUAUUGUUAGAUUUAAAUGUACUAAAAAUACUAAAGGAUAAAUAAAUUAAUAUA